Postia placenta MAD-698-R-SB12 is the source of this 3234-nucleotide messenger RNA. RefSeq lists its product as hypothetical. The transcript is spliced from 11 exons. Bases 1 to 3234 code for a protein of 1077 amino acids. NCBI's taxonomy places the organism in Eukaryota, Fungi, Basidiomycota, Agaricomycetes, Polyporales, Adustoporiaceae. The record is from RefSeq and is a predicted model, not a curated record.
AUGGAUUCCGACAGGGAACUUGCUCUUCAACAUAAAGAAAACUGGCAAGCCGAUGCCGAAACGGUCAGAUACAUAACGCAGAGCUUACGGCUUGCUGGGCGGCGUCCAACCAACAAGUGCUGGGAUGAGAGCCAAGAUGCUGGGCUCGCGCGAUGGGCCUCCGAGCGGCCUAUGUCACCAGCGUUGAGCAUGCGUGCGAUCCGUGAGACGCCUAAACUCGGUUCUGGUGCAUAUAUGCGCGACAUACUUCAUUCUGGGCGGCAAAUUCCUGGGCACUCUGGAAUAGAUCUCGUAUCCGUGGAUGAAUAUUCGGAAGAGACACCAGUAGUAAUUGAGGAGGCAAUAUCCCUACAGCCAGGAUACCGGCCGUCGACUACCACCACCAGCAAGCAUUCUUUAGCUCCCGAAGCGAUCGCCGAUCUGCCAGAGCUCGUACCAAAGGCGGUCAUGAAGCCAGAUGACGAUGAAGACGACUUGUAUAAACAACACAUGGUAGUGGUGAAUGGCUGGCAAGCAUUCGAAGCACCGUCGUCGCCCACCUCCGCUAGUACUCCGCCGCUGGCUGACAGCUCAAGCGACAUAGACGAGCUAUUCAUGGCUUCGCCUCCGGGUAGCCAGCAGCCGUUAUUCGAAUCCUUGAUGUCCGCACGGAUGGAUGAUCACGAGCUACCAAGAUCAGAGAGAUUCCGUGGCCUAAAACCGAAAGCUAAGGCGAUCGGUGCUCUGGGGGAAGGACAGAGCCUCGUCUCAUUCCUAGAACCACUUGUCUCUUCACGUCCUAUGUUAGAAACUGAGGCAAAGAUCAUCACUACGCCCAAAUCACACCCGUCAUCCCCGCAUACAACGAUCACGAUGUCGAUGUUAGGGCAGCCACCUACCGUAGACGACACCGGCGAAGAUAGCGCUGUGACUGGAUACCGUAUCUCAAGUGAAGAUCUAGAUCUGGACGUUCUGCUGGAGAAGGUGUGCGGCGAGCGAAUGGGAAAUCAGAACUUUCGUGACAUCAUCUUGAGGGAGAAAAUCGACGAAAAGGACAGUUUGCUUAUGGAUGUGCCAGUCAUGCGGCCUCCCAACGAACAUUCGCUCACUGACAUAUUCCUGCCCACGCACCUAGCCGGAUUGCUCAUGUCGCCGACAUCCGCUCCCGCCCAACCUGUUGUGGAGAGCUUGAAGCACGAAUCUGUGCAUCACGGAUUCCUCAAAAAGGUCAAGGGCCUCCAGUCGCUUAGUAUUGAACUAUCAUGGAGACCCUUCAAAUUUGGGUCGACGGUCCCCACUAACGAGGAGGUGGCUGAAGUCUGUAUCGAUAUGGGCGACAACCUCAUCCAAAUCCUUCGUACAGACAACGAAGAAGUCGAGGCCAAGUUAUCCAAUCUCCUCGGCGGAACAUUGCAUUUCGAUCCGGAAGCGCAGGGUGGUGAUUCUAUGUGCCCCUCAACACGCAUUACGUGGGACGAUGGCUUACCGCCAUGCAAUCCUGCCGCGUUUGGCCUUUUUCAAGGUGACGACGAUAUUAUUUACACUAGAGCUCAUCGCAGGAGAAUUUACGGAACGACCGAUGGCGAUGAGGACUUCGGAUCAAGUGACAAAGAAAACGAAUGCAACCCAGAUCAGGGCACGCCACUGUACGUCUCUCAUGACGACCCGGAGAGACCCGCGAAACGCUUCAAAAUGGAUUUACUUGAAGAUGUCGAGGAGGCAGAAAGCAUUUCUCAACAACUUGUGUCAAACGACUCCGGUGUCUUCUUGCUGUCGCCUCCUGCCGAUACACGUCGAGGCCACUUCACACAGCUGGCAUAUGGCGCUGAAGGCUUCGUCGGAUCUGACAUGGACGGCGAUCUGUUUCCUGACAUGGAUCCGGUUCACGAGAUCGAACUUCACACUACCUCGCAAACUGGCGGUUCCCGAUAUUUGGCUUGGUCUGCUGAGCUCGGGAGGUCCAGUGCUGAAAAUACCCUUCUGGACCGGUACUUUUCUAGCGCUAUGUGUGCUCUUGGCGAUAGUACUGCGGAUGACUUCGCUUACCUCGGCGAGCUUGGCGAUAUCGAAAUGCCUCAAAACCAAGUACUGACCAAAACGGAGGCAAUCGCUGGCACGGGUUCUGAGCCCUGCCGUAAUCGUGCUCACAAUCUGGAGACUGCUCGAAAUGUCUGCCCCUCGUCUCUUCACCUGGAGGGUCUGCUAGCGAGGAAGGAUGCUGAUCAGGUCUCCAAUCAGCAAACAAAACUUAGCUCGCCAAAUAUGAGUAGAGGAGCGAUGCCCGCUGCUUCCGCGGAACAGUCUCUAACUCGCUUCCUGAGACUUGUGGGCAGAUCAGCCACUGACGCGAGUGAGGAUGCUGCUACUAGUCAACUCGAGGUGCUAGCUCCUGGACAUGAUUGGGUUCCCGCUCAUACCGAUCUUCAAGCUGUACAAACAACCUUGCCGCCCGUACCUGAAGAAUUGAUUGAUCAGUUGACCUUGUGCAUCGAUCCAGAGUCAAUACCAUCACCAGGCGCAGUGCACCGUUACAUGGCAUCCGUCGACCUGAUCCAGAAGAGAGCACUUAUUCGCCACUUGAACUCGCGCCGAUGUGCAGUUGAUCUUGUGGAGCGCGAUUACUUGGAUGCUGCCGACCUUGUCGUAGAUCCUGAUUCUGCUGUCCUGUUUACGUCUCUGGCAGGUCUUCCAUCUGCUAUCGAUGCGCUCACCACGUCUCUUUCUUCGCUCUCUUGGCGGUUCCGGCGUCUUCUGGUUGUCUUUGAGGCCUUUCCUGUCUCCCAGGCCUUCAGAGAGGGCUCGCCCAAGCCUAUGCCAAAUCCUUUCUCGCCAGCCGUGAUCAAGUCAGUGAAGAAGCUGCGACGCGACCUGAGCAUCGCAGAGGCUUGCGAGGCUAAGCAUAGCAAGACGGUCAUAUACUUUGGGUUUGCCACCUCGGUGCAAGACGCAGCCCUGUGCGUGAGGCAAUUUGGUGGCCUGAUCGAACGCUCGGACGUCUCAGGCGGGGUCCUGUGGGGUGAACGCAGUUGGCUAGACAUCGAGGAACAGGAAGGAGAGUAUGAUCUUGCCAAUGUCCCGGGCAUGAACACAUUCGCCGCUACUGUGGUCCUCUCCCAGAUGACCCUCGAUGACUUCUUGAAUCUGACCGCCGACGAGAGAACACAAAUGUUUACCCCCUUGCUUGGAUAUGAGCGAGUCCUGCAAUUUAACAAGGAGCUAUGGAGACGUACACAGGCUGCGCAGAUAGAAUAUUAA